GAGUGCGCCUGCGCGGCCGCCCGGGUGGCUGGGCCGUGGCGGAGCGUUCCAUGGCCGGCGGCGCGGGACCAUGACCGAUUACAGCGAGGAGCAGCGCAACGAGCGGGAGGCGCUGGAGUCCAUCUACCCGGACUCGUUCACGGUGUUAUCAGAAAACCCAACAAGUUUCACUAUCACAGUGACAUCUGAAGCAGGAGAAAAUGAUGAAACUGUCCAGGCAACCCUUAAAUUUACCUAUGGAGAAAAAUAUCCAGAUGAAACUCCACUUUAUGAAAUAUUCUCCCAGGAGAACCUUGAAGAUAAUGAUGUCACAGACAUAUUAAGCCUUCUAGCGCAACAGGCAGAAGAGAACUUGGGGAUGGUGAUGAUCUUCACUCUAGUGUCAGCUGUACAAGAGAAAUUAAAUGAAAUAGUGGAUCAAAUAAAAACAAGGCAAGAGGAGGAAAAGAAACAGAAGGAAAGAGAAGCAGAGGAGGCAGAAAAGCUAUGUUUCCAUGGCACUCCUGUUACAAUUGAGAAUUUCCUAAGCUGGAAAGCAAAGUUUGAUGCAGAGCUCCUAGAAAUUAAAAGAAAAAAGAUGAAAGAAGAGGAGCAAUCAGGCAGAAAUAAAUUAAGUGGAAAACAGCUAUUUGAAACCGAUCAUAAUCUUGACACAUCUGACAUACAAUUCUUAGAAGAAGCUGGAAACAGUGUGGAAGUAGAUGAAUCCUUGUUCCAGGAAAUGGAUGACUUGGAGUUGGAUGAUGAAGAGGAUGACCCUGAUUACAACCCUGUUGGUUUAGAUAGUGACUAGACUGAAUUUGCUGAACUGGCUGUGUCAUUAGUAUGCAUGGACACGUGGGGAGAAAGAGGCAGUCAGGAAAGCCACAGUAUCUGUGGCUCUACCAUGCAUGUAUUGGUUUUCAUUUUUGAAGGAAAAAAACUUUUAAUUUCAGGAGAAUACUCUUCUGAUGACUUGCAUCAUAAUUAAUAAAUUGACUUUAACAUUUCAAAUGUGAAAUGUUAGGCAUAUCGUUAAUCUGUAUGAAGUCUAGAAACCUAUACAUCUGUUCUCUCUCCCUUCCGACCUCAGUAACUGCCCUUGAAGAGAUCAGACAUGCAAGAUGACAAGGUGCUAGAGCAGAUGCUGUACGUGCCACAAUUCAAAUGUGUGCUGAGCACCUAUUCUGUUAUCUUCAGCUUGAAAUACGUGUGGAAGUUCUGGUGAAGAAAUGGGGAGUGCUUACUAUAAAACUGCUCUAUUUGUGGGACUCUACAGUGCAUCAAAUACAACUUAUUAAUGGUGCUUCUAACCAUUCUCAUUCAUUAACGGCUAUAGAGAGACUGACUAGUGGUGACCUUCCAACUUCAUACCACCUCGUCAGAGUUCCAUGUUAGAUGAUAUCCUUCCUCUUCCCCAUACUACAGCAGCACCAGUAACGCUGCUGAUGUUAAAGAUAAAAUAGUUUCUAUGUUAUAAAGGUGGUUCGAUAACUUGGCCAUUUCAGAUUACAUAAAAUUGACAUCUUGGAUAUGAUUUUUUUUUAAAAGAUAAAACCAGAGCAGUGAAAACCCUUUCAUUCCUCUUGUUUUCAAAUUUUAACUUUUUGGCCAUAAUCCAGACAAAGAAUUUGGAUAAAGUUCUAAAGGAGAUGAAGGCCUUAAAAUGAUUUUCAAAAGUUAGAUGGAUCUGUUUGAAAGGCAACUUCUCUUUUGAACUUGUGCAGUAGUUAGCCCUAUUGAAAAUGUUAUGAAAAUAAUAAUUUAAUGAAUGGGACUUGUUUUCUACAAUCAGCAGAAUACAAGUCUACGCCAUUGUAGUUAAACUUGAGUAACAGUUCAGAAUAUUGUCUCUCUCUUAGUAAUUACAAGGUGUCAUGUUGUCUAGAUGUGAAUCUAGUUGGCAUUACCACUGUUGAAGCCAACCAUUGUGAAAGUCCGUUAGUACAAGAUAGAGCACAAAGAUCCAGCCAAGCUGCAGGAAACAACAUGCAGAUAUUAGCCCAGCUGUUUUCUUGGCAUUAUAGUGUCAUCGGUGGCUCUGUGCUUUGCUGCACUGUUUUGUGUUCCACAGUAGUACAUCUAGGAGAAGAGCAGUAGGAUGGCUGGAAGAUCACAGGCUGUGGAGAGAGGUGAGAAAUGGAAGACUGUUGCUAAUGGGAGAAAUAUGUAGCAUGUCAAUGUGGGUAUAAGAGUAAGGAGGAUGCUGUAUUCGGCUUAUAAAAAGGAACAGGAAAACAUUUUAAAUGAAGAAAUAGAGGAAAGAGUGAAUAAACCAAGGCAAGAGAUAUGAAGCAAAAAUGAAUAACUGAAAUGUGGCGGGGAGGGGAGGCUAGCAAGACAUGGAGGGAGGGGAGAAGACACUAUUCUAUUGUAACUCCUCUGUGGUUAUAGAUCAAGCUGCAAUAGAUGUUUUCUAUUGAUCAUCAGUUACAAAUGAAAAUCCAAGGAUCUCUGUGUUGCUAAAUAUUUUAGCAGGUUUACUUCUUGUUUAUGAAGCUAUGGUCUCUCUCCCUCUGAUGGAAAAAAUAUUCAUAAUGUAAUAUAACAUUUUUCAAAGAUAACUUGCUCUUUUGUAUAAAGUAGUUUGGGAUACUUUGUACAAAAGGAACUAAGUACAAGUGUGACUUGUUAGUGUAUGAGUGAUUGUUCAGACAAUAACUAGGCAUGAAGCUAAUUUCAAGAGACAGGUCUCCGAAUAAAUCAGGAACAGGGGUUGCCACGCCUCCUAGAUGA
This is a messenger RNA of Gopherus evgoodei (Goodes thornscrub tortoise), 2715 nucleotides long. RefSeq names its product RWD domain containing 1 (gene RWDD1). Bases 71 to 793 code for a protein of 240 amino acids. The record is from RefSeq and is a predicted model, not a curated record. Gene Ontology annotation, biological process: cytoplasmic translation. The transcript is spliced from 7 exons. Gene Ontology annotation, molecular function: protein binding. Lineage: Eukaryota; Metazoa; Chordata; Testudines; Testudinidae.